AUGGCAAGCUUCCGCGUAGAUGAAGGUGGUCAAGACGGUAGCAUGAAUUUUGAUGAAGCUGGUGGGCAAGCAAAUGGUAUGAAGCUCCAGGGUCCAGAGAGACGACCCCUGCGUUCAGACCGAACAACGGGGGAAGUGACCAUCGGUGAUCUACCUGUUCGUCAUCUCGAUUCCAGCGCCACCAAACUCGAGCAAUUUGCUGAUGCUAUCAUGCAUCACCCACUCGAGGUCACCGUCACCAUGUUUGACAACCUCUACAAGUUUUGCUGCGAGAACAAAGAUUCCAAUCUCCCUGAGCCCUUCAACUUGAAGAAAGAGCCCUCCGUGCCGUACAGCAUGCAAAUCAUCAUACAAACUGCACAGCCACCUCCCGGAGGAGAUACGGAUGGAUCCUAUGUUCACAUCUUCAAGCAUGUGUACCUUCACCGCAACAAGGUCUCAGCUUCAGAUUGUGUCCAGAUGUGUCAUGGUACUCCUUUGCGGUUUGAUUGGGGUAAUCACACCCGGCUUGCUCUCACGGGCCUCAAUGUCAUGCUUGACAAAAUGGGUGGCAAGCAACUACGUUACUGGCUUAUCAAACCGAAGUUCGAAAAGAAAGUUUCUAUUGAUCAGCAAGCCAGAGAGGAGGGCUACAAAUUCAUCCGCGAGUUUGGUCCCAAGGCCAAUAACCGCAAUCAGUUCAUGGAGUGGACCGAUGAGCAGAUCAACACCACUGGUAGCAAAAUUGAGGGUUGGUCCGAGGGUAGGGUAAAGGAAGCGCACCACAAUCAUAUGCGUGGUAGACAAAACGCGAAGACGAUCGAGCACUGGCCGUUUACCUUAAAGUCGUUCACACCCUGGUUCUUGGACAACGUUCUGAGUAAGAUGCUUCCAUCGAUGCGACAACAUGCUAUCACAUGGAUAGGACGAACCCGUACAGGCAAGUCCUUGGGCUCAAAGGCUGUCCUGUUCACGCAAUCCAAGUACGAGAUUGACCCGGCAGACCGCGCAGACUUGGUUCCCUCCAUCCUUACAGCGAAACACCUGGACUUCUUUAAAGCGGAACCCCUCACCAGAUUUAAACCAGGUGUCUUCGAUGACGGCAUGCUGCAAAGGAUGGACGCAUCCUUCCUCAAGGCGUUUCUCAAUCCAUCCGAAGAGGAUGCCACAGUCUGGGCAAGGUAUUCAUCGGCACACUUCGAACAAGGUGCGGGCCGCCAUGCCUGCAACAACCCAUAUGACCGCAGCGUGGAUGAGGAAGCUUUCGCCAACAUGAACACCACCAAGUGCUGGCAUAUCUCUCAUGAGAAUUUCAUCAAGUUGAUCACUCCCUCCUUCAGUGCUGUGGACGAAGCAGAAGACCUCGAUGCUAUUUUAGCACGCACCCAUUUCAUUGUCCUUACAGACAGUGGCGUGUAUCAUCGCGUUGCUGCAGCGGCCAAAGACUAUGUGAGCUUCAUUCCCUGCUGGGACAACGAGCCCAAAGAUCUUCUCGUCCAGUCCCAGCACGAGAUCUUCAAAGCCUACAAGCUCAACCCGCAUGCUCACGAACUUCCCCCGUCCUAUCAUGAGGAUUCCGUGUGGUCACAGGAACUUCGACGUCUCCUAAACGGCGAGAGUAUCCCUCGUGGUUGCACCAUCUACCGGCCCAGGGGUGGAUUGUUUGCUCUUCUCGCAAAAGUCAAGAAAGAAAAGGUCAUUCACGCCUUCCGCAACUUAGAGGAGAGUGGCCCUCAGGCAAUCGACUUGGAUACCCCCUCACCAUCUCCAAAGAAACGUCCGCAUGUGGAUGCUGCUGAUGCAAGCACGUCGCAUUCCAGUAAGAGUGCACGCGGUGAUGUUCCAUCUUCUACAGCAAUUCUGAACCCUGACUUUCCAGGCUUCGGCGACCACACCGACAACGUGAAUGAGGAUUUCCCUGAUGUGGGCCACGUUCCAGAUGAACUCGAAAUGGCAUUGGAAAGGGAGAUGGUGCUCCUUCACGCUCCGGACGCCCUGAACGUGAUCAAAUAUGGCUGUGGGGUGCAGUGCUCCACGGAGAUGAAAACGAACCUUUCCAUGUUGGGAAUGAAAAGUGGAGACAUUUUUGUGAGCGACAAAUGGAAG
Symbiodinium sp. CCMP2592 is the source of this 2085-nucleotide messenger RNA. Lineage: Eukaryota; Dinophyceae; Suessiales; Symbiodiniaceae. The record is from the annotation of a GenBank genome assembly.